GGGAAAUCUCAAACAAUAAAUCAAGCGCCUUCAAACAUUCCUACUGACUCCACGUCAAAGUCUGAAGCCAUGUGAUCGUGUUGCAGAAUGGCUGAGCUGGCGGUGACAACGAGCGCAGGGGUUGUUUGGAGAACGAUGUCUGCUGUCGGGGCUAACAGUCUGCUCAGCAGUGUGUGGGGCUAUGCAGACUCCACAUUACGGUGGUGCUGGAUCCCCCGCUUGUUGCCCUCAUGGUGUCCAACCUCUCAGGAUCAGCUGCAGACUGCAGAGAACAUGAUGCUGCAAUGUGUGGAAAGCACUCACUCCAAACAGUUCGUCCCCAUCUCUGAAGGCACCAGGCUGUGGACACUGACCUUCAGCAGUGACUGUGUCAAAAACAGAACCCCCCUAGUUCUGCUCCAUGGGUUUGGAGGUGGCGUGGGUCUCUGGGCUCAGAACCUCGACUCUCUCUCGCAGCAUAGGACCGUCUUGGCUGUGGACCUUCUGGGCUUUGGGCAGAGCAGCAGGCCUCGGUUCUCCACAGAGGCCCGGGAGGCAGAGGAACAAUUUGUGGAGUCCAUUGAGCAGUGGAGGGCUAAAGUAGGUCUGGAGUCCAUGAUACUGCUGGGACACAACCUGGGAGGAUACCUGGCUGUGUCAUACUCUAUUAAAUACCCAGACAGAGUGAAGCACAUUGUGUUGGUGGAGCCCUGGGGUUUCCCCGAGCGCCCGGACACAGCAGAAGCAGACCGGCCCACCCCGGUGUGGAUCAAAGCUCUGGGGUCCAUGUUCAGUCCCUUCAACCCGCUGGCUGGCCUGAGACUGGUUGGACCUCUAGGGCCCACUUUGGUCCAGACUUUCAGACCUGACUUCAAAAAGAAGUUCUCUUCAAUGUUCAGCGACAACACUGUGUCAGACUACAUCUACCACCUGAACGUGCAAACCCCCAGCGGGGAAGCGGCCUUUAAGAACAUGACCACUCCUGAGGGCUGUGCUGUGAGGCCGAUGCUACAGAGGAUGGAGCAGCUUCCACCUCAGAUCCCCAUCACCAUCAUCUACGGGUCCCGCUCCAGCAUCGAGAGCAACUCAUGCAGCAGCAUCAAAGACAUGAGGCCGCACUCUCAUGUGGAGGUCAUAACGAUCCGUGGAGCCGGACAUUAUGUAUUCGCUGACCAGCCGGAAGACUUCAACCACACAGUUUUGAAAGUAUGCAAUAAAGUGGACUGAAGCACAGACGAGCCUGGCUCCUGACCUCUGGAGGGAAAGGGGAGCACCAAUAAGUGACUCUUCUUCAGCAUUGGGAACACAGGAUUCUUCUUCCUUAAUGAUGGAAAAAGGAGUGCAUGAGAAUAAGUCGAGUGCAUAUUUGUGUCAAAAAAUAUCAGUAAGUAAGAAGUGUGUGUCUUAGGAUAUAAACGCACACGGACACUUAAAUUCCCUCUGCAGAUUAAAAGGCAAACAUCCCAUCAUAAGGUGCUUCAAACGGAGAGAACAGCCUGAAAGAAUGAUCUCCAAACCUGAGCACCACUUGCUGUUCACUAUCAAGCUGUCACCUCCUCCUUUAGAGUCCGGUCAAGGUGAAAAAUGGAGAAUCCAUGGGGGGAAAUGGCGGAGUCCUGGUUUGAGGGAUCUAUGCACGUCUCUGUGAAAACCAUGACGUUACAGUUCAUGUUUUUCCUCAGUUUGACUAAAACUCCAGUCCAGGAGCCUGGCCUCCUUUUUCUCCUGCUCUGCCCAGGUAAAUCAGCAGCAGGUAGCCAUGACUUUGUAUCGGUCUUGGUGAAAGACGGGGUACACCAAGGUUCUGAUGGGUAAACAUUUGUCUUAAUCAUAUUAGAUGAUAGGGCUUGCUUGGGAGGUUUGUAUCGUAAGAUGUAUGUUUGUAACCUUCAGUCAUAAGCACAAGGUUAUACUGUAUGUCAAAUGAUAUUGAAUUCUCUUUGUUUAACUUCUAAUGUACACUACAAACAACAGUCUAAUGGAGCAACAUCAUUGGGAGCCACUAAUUCUUUUUGCUAGAAUCUUUAUUUUAAAUGAACAAGUGUAGAGUCUGUCGUGCCUCUACAACGGAUCAAAUUAUUUAGCUUCCAAAAAAUGUUCCCUCAGACAGCUCAUAUUUCUUAAUGUAAAAAUAAUUGUAUCUAUUAUGAUUAUUGUUCACUUGCUUUUCUGUCUUUUGUCAUGCAUACACAACGAAGGCCUAACUUUGCAUCACAUGAUUAAUCUGCUACACUUUGAUUCUGCCUCUCCCCCUCUUGUCUUUCAUUGAAAUGGUGCAAGAUUUGUCAAAAUGUACCCCCCACGAUCUUUAUGAGCCGUCAGGCCUCUAUCAAUGAGACAAGGCCUCUUUAGUUUCACCUUACUGCCACUAGAGAUCACUAAUAUUCAAAAAGGAUUAUUGGGGAAUCAGGAAUCUUCCCUCCUGCACCAAUAGUGCAGAAACAAAUCCUAAAACCUGGAAAUUAUUGAGCAUUUCAACACUUCCAGUUCCCUGGUCCCAAAGUCAUGAAUGUGUUUGUUGUUAGAAGCUUGAAAUAAGGUUGUGAUUAACACAAGCUUAGGGGAAUUGCAUGUUUUGUGCUACGACUUAAAAUAUGUCAGUAAAUACCCUACUUGUGAAUGUCUGAAGCUUCUAUGUCUCAUAAAAUGGCAGUUGCUAAUAACAGCAUCCCAACACGAGUCCACCGUUGGCUUAGCGUUGGUGAUGUUCAGCCGUGUGACUGUGUGGAGUUGGUUUAUAGCAUAACGUUAGCUAUUUACUUCUGGUAACUGCAUUAAUGCUUCAAAAUCUCAAAGUGCUGAUAAUAUGUGGAGAUUAUCCUGCUGAACAAAACCCUAACCCUUACAUACUGUAGAUGUUUCCAAAUCUACAAAACGUGUCUAAAGGUUGUGAUACACUGCCCUGUAACAGAGUGCAUUAGAUGGAUUGAAGGUAUGAUGAUGUAGAGUUUCCUUCUCCCUCUGUUUCCAUCCUUGGGACCAAUCAUAAGAUGGCUAUCGAUUGUAAAAGACAUCCUAUCUGUUUUGAAUCCCUCAACUGGUUAGAUGAUGGAUGGGAAAUAUGCAAGCUAAUGUUAAGUAUUUCCAAACCACAUGUAGGGGCUGUUUCUCCCUCUCACCUGGAGAAAGACUGACGCGGGCGUUGAGAAGUUUCCUCUUUGUUAACGUAGCAGAUGGUUAGCUUUGGAGAGAAAGAGAAGCAAUCUCAUUACAUCCUCAUCACAUAUUGAGGAAUUCGAAAUUGUAUUCUUCGAUGAGGGAGACGAAAUAAUUUUGAGUGGCUCCAAGAACGAUUGGAGGGAGAGAAGUGAUCACUAAAGUUCUCUUUCUGCCUUUACCAGCUUCAUAAAUGUAUUUUUUCUUCUAAAAGCCAAGACAAGUGUUUUUGAAUUAAAAAAAACUGAUGUUUCAUAUUUUUGCUUAUAUGAAAUAUUUGCAGUUCCACAAAUUCAGAUAGAUUCGAUCGAGAAACUGCGAUGCUGUUCCUCCCAAUCGAGCUGAUUGUCCUGGUGAGUUAGCAUUCAGUUAGCUUGACUUUUUUGAUCAAAAAGGUUUGAACUGUGGUUGUUCUUUAUCUUUUAUAUGUUUGUGAUGUGAAAAACCAGUCAAGAUAUGAAUGUGAUAUAAACGUAGUUGAUGAUAUUAAGCUUAUUGGCUGCUCAACUGUGUCUUCUUAAUUGCGGCCUAAGCUAAGCUAAAAGCGCUCAUUGUUGUCGCUGCGAACCUUUUAAAACGUGAGCUAAUUUGUGCACACUUUAAGCAAUGGUGUAUUCAUUUGAAAUGUGGGUUUAUGAAAAAAAAGAGGCUCUAUUGUUCACAAUUGGUUAUUUUAGUCACUGUGUAAUUCUGUAUUGAUGCAGAUUAAUUAUUGUUUAGUAUAUUGUGUUUUUGGAUACAUUUCAUUAUACAGGUUUUUCUACUUCCGUGUUUUCAAUUAAAAUGUGUCCAGUCUCCUC
Eleginops maclovinus (Patagonian blennie) is the source of this 3935-nucleotide messenger RNA. It is a transcript of the gene abhd5a, whose product is annotated as abhydrolase domain containing 5a. Gene Ontology annotation, molecular function: carboxylic ester hydrolase activity; lysophosphatidic acid acyltransferase activity. The record is from RefSeq and is a predicted model, not a curated record. Gene Ontology annotation, cellular component: mitochondrion; lipid droplet. Bases 88 to 1206 code for a protein of 372 amino acids. Gene Ontology annotation, biological process: negative regulation of triglyceride storage; lipid homeostasis; phosphatidic acid biosynthetic process. The transcript is spliced from 8 exons. Lineage: Eukaryota; Metazoa; Chordata; Actinopteri; Perciformes; Eleginopidae.